Messenger RNA from Plutella xylostella (diamondback moth), 3036 nucleotides. The record is from RefSeq and is a predicted model, not a curated record. Lineage: Eukaryota; Metazoa; Arthropoda; Insecta; Lepidoptera; Plutellidae.
AUGUUUCAAAGUAAAAUUCCUAAAGCAAAAGAAUUAAAGCGAAAAUUAACAGUAUCAAUGAAAGAAAAUGAAAAAAAUGAUCUUAUGACCGUAUUAAAUGAUGCAAUAAAUCUUCUACACGGUAUUGUAAGUAUUGAUACUAUAUCAAAGUUAAAAAAAUCACAGACUGACACAAGCAAGAUAAAGCGAGAGAAGACUAAGGAAAAUAUAGUAAAAAAAAUACAACCAAUAAAAAAACCUCAUAAAAUUGCUAUUAAGAAAAAUAUAAAUACCGAAAAUACACGACGCAAGUCUAAGGUAAAACUACCAAAGAGUGAUCCAGUUGAUGAAAUAUCAAAUGAAGUUGUUGAAACUGCUCCUUUGGUAGAUGAAACAGCUUAUUUGUUAGAUGAUUCAGCUCUUUUAGCUGAUGAGGCAACACCUGAAUUUUUUGAAAUUGUUGAAGGUGAUGUAACAUCACCUGGUAUCCAUGAAACAAGCUUAGAUGUCGAUGAGACAAUACCUGAAAUCGAGAUGCUACCGGAAAAUGAAGUUGUAACAGAUGUUGAAUUAGAUGCUGAUGUUGAAGCAGAGCCUUUAGUCGAAACUGUCACAGAAAUUGAUAAUAUUCCUAAUACUGAUGAUACGGAAUCGCAUGCUAAUGAAAUACAAGAACAAGUACAAGAAACUGAAAAUAUUAUUGAAGAAUCAACACCAGAAGUAGAAGAACAGUUCUCAAAUGAAAUACCGUCCAAAACUGUGUUAGAGCAAGGAGUUAAAAGCGAAGAUCUUUCUAAAAUAUCACCGUCAAAUACUUCUGAUAAUAUAAACUCUGAAGAAAUAAAUGAGGGAGAUCCCGGACAGCGCAAAGUUAAAUGGGUGUCGAAAUCUGUUGCCAAUUUAAAGCCUAGUUCAAAGAAAUCGAACUAUCAUGAAAAUGGCUGCGAUGAAAAUAUUCCAACAAGACCUAAAUCAGUCUUGAAAAAUCCUGUGAAAACUGACGGUGAAGCUUUGAAAGAUUUAUUAUGUAAGCUACGAAAUAAUUCAAAAUCACAGUUAUCUUUAGGCAUAGGAAAUAAAGAAGAAUUGAAAUCUAUGCUAGAUGUGAUUGAUUUAGACUACAGUGAGAUUAAAAAAAUUAAUGAAUUUCUGCAGUUGUUACUAAAAUCUGUGGACGAAGAUGUUAAUAAUGAAGAAGAAAUAUCAGAUACAGGAUUAAAAAUAGUGCGUGAAACUAAAUCACUUUACAAUUUAAAAAGUUUGGGAAACGUGAAUGAACACUACAAGAAACGUGAUAAAGUACUUGAGAAUGAAAUUCUUCAAAAGUAUCUGACCGAGUCAGAUGAUUCUGUUGAAAUACUGUCACGGUUUUACGAAGCCACGAGUCUUUUUAACAAAAUGACGAAAAAGCCUGUUGGCAUUUUAAAGAAGAAAACUAGCAUGGCAAGUCUUUCAAGUGUGAAAACUAUGCUAUCUGCAGAUCAAGUAAAGGUGGAUAGACAGUCGAAUGAUGGAAAAGAUACACUUGAUAUUCAGUCUCACAAUUCAGAUCAAUCAAAGUCAAAUAAACGAUUAAGUAUGAAGAAAAGGCAUUCAAAAAUUUCCUUCAAGAAUGAAGUAGAUUCAGCUUAUUCCGGGAACUUACCUAAACCUAACUCAAGCAAGUUCUCAAAGUUAAGGUUUUCGAUUAAGAAUUUAAAACAAAGAAGAACUAGCAAGAGCUACAAAGGUCUAAGGCCUAAGUACUCUAAAUUGGUUAGGCCUCCCCUAGUUCAAGUUCCGCCACCAUUCCUGACUUCCACUAAAAGUAAAACUUUAAAUAAUGUUGACAAAAAAACAAGUGAUGUCUUACAUUAUGGCUCUCAUACAGUUGUUGGCAGUAAACACAAAUUUGAUGCUAAAAUAAAUAAUAACAGAAUAAGUCUUGAUGAUGAAAUCAAUGAAAUGGUAAACGAUUUGAACGAAGAGUAUUUUGAAAGGAGUGGUCGAGAUAAGUUACAUAAGAAGAAGAGUACCAGUAGUCUCAAGAGCAAAAAGAUUGAAGAGAGUCCAAGCUUAGAAAAAUACUUAAAUGAAAUUGCUAAAAUUGAUAAAGAGGCUCAAAAGAAAAUAGAUAAGGAAAAUAAAAGAGCAGAAAAAGAAAAGAAAUCCAAGGAGAAAUUAAAUAAAAAACUAGAAGCUCAGAGAAAAAAAAGUGCCGAUAAAUUAUUGAAGAAAGAAAGUGCAGAUGCUAAAAAGAAAAUGAAAUUGUUAAAAGUUGACACAAAAAAAACAGAUGAAGAUGAAAUAUCAUCGACUAAAAGCUCAGAAAGUGUUACAAGCAUGGAGAAAAUCUCUUCUCAUAUCAAUAUUAGCAGCACAGGCGAAACUGAUGCAUCCCAUACAACUGUACCACAAAACGAUAGCCCAGAUGGUAGUACUAAAAGUAAAGAUUCGGCAGACAAAGGUCCAAAAACAAGUGAUCCAAGCCUCAUAGUAAGCAGACCGUCCAAAGAAAGAACAGAAGUCACUAAGCUAGAUACCAGUUCAAAAGUGAGACGAAAUCCUAAAGGUAGAAUUGAAGAAAUAAUAUCCAUUACGUAUUUAAAAACUCGAGGAACCCAAUAUGACGUUAGUCAUAUGGAAGUGGAUAAUAAUUCAAAUAAGGUAAAAAAUCCAACCAAUGAGGCAGCUCUGGCCGUAAAGGAGAAUAGCGUAAUUACAAUAUAUGAUAACAGUGUUGAUAAUACACCAAGCUCCCCGGAUCCGCACAAGGCUUUCGCGAAAGAAAAAGCUAAGCAGGACAAAAGAAAACAGAACAAAGGACCAGAUGUACCAAGAAAAGAUACCGCAAACGACAAAGAAAUCAAUGGCUCCGCAGACGUAAAUAAAACAGGCAAGAAAGAGGACAAAGGAGAAGCAACGGGUGAUGCAGUUAACACGGAUGGUAAGAAAGGGACAGUAGAUAAGAAGCAGUCCGCCCACACUCAGAUAAUUUUUGAAGCUCCACAUCCUAAACAAGCGAGAAAACGGAAUAGAUUUUCUAAAGACCAACAUUCAACACUGCAGAACAGCUAG